AUGGCCUCCAAGCUUCUCUGCCUCGCUCUCUUCGCGCCAAGUUUGGCUGAAACUGCGCAGAAGGUGAAGGUCGAGUUUUUCGCCGAAGCAGGCUGCCCUUUCUGCCGUCAAGCCAUUGCAGGGCCUGUUAACAAGACCUUGUCCAUGCCCAGCGUAGCGGCCAUCAUGGACUUCCAGUUCUUUCCCUUCGGCAACGCUUAUUUUGUCACCACAGAGUGCAAGGGAGCUGGUGACUAUGACAUGGCAGCACGCAAGUGCUUUAACAAGAACUGUGGUGCUGGAGCGUCCCAGCCCCCAAAGGACUGCUUUACCGGAGCUCUGGUUUGCCAGCAUGGCAGCCAAGAGUGCGCGGCAAAUCGUUUUUUGGCCUGUGCCAAGACAGUCGCUGGCGAGAACUUGCUGCCGUUCAUGUCCUUUACCCACUGUGUAGAAGCAAGUUACGACACGUUCUCGAAGGACACUGUAUCAGCAUGUGCCGAUGCUAGCCAGAUCGACAAAGACGCGGUUUUUCGUUGCUAUUCCGGCUCGGAGGGCGAUGAUGCGACCGUAGCACAGGCAAAGGCAACACCAGAACACCCAGGUGUGCCGUAUCUUUUGGUGAACGGGCAAGCUGUGGAACAGCCAGAUGACUUGUUGAAGACAGUUUGCAAGGCCUACCAGGGCUCAGAACCUGAUGCGUGCAAAAGCAUGGACACUUGGCCAACCCACCCGAUCAUUCUGCAGGUGUAG
Symbiodinium pilosum is the source of this 729-nucleotide messenger RNA. The record is from the annotation of a GenBank genome assembly. NCBI's taxonomy places the organism in Eukaryota, Dinophyceae, Suessiales, Symbiodiniaceae.